GGAUAUCAUUAUCAGAAAAUGUGGGUGAAUAUAACGUUAACCAUUCAGUGGACUACUAACUCGGUUCGUUAGAGCAUCGGAUUUAAGACUGCUGUUAAGAAUGAGUUUAUCCAAAGAACUAAGAGGCACCGAUUUGUUUAUAUGGUGUACUGGUCAUGCAGUUGGUACUGGGGCAACAUCGACAGUCUUUGUUGGGCGUUAUAAGAAAACUGGUGAACAAGUUGCAAUCAAGGUGUUCAAUGAUAUGUCUUAUUCCCGUCCACGUGAUGUACGAACACGUGAGCUAGAAGUUGUAAGAAAGUUGAAGCAUAAGAACAUCGUGGAGGUACUGGCCAUUGAAGAAGACCACGUGUCUAAACAGCCAGUCAUUAUCAUGGAGUUAUGUCGCGGAGGUUCGCUAUUACAAUAUUUAGACGAACCUGAAAAUAUUUUCGGAUUGACAGAGAAGGAAUUCUUAACUGCCUUGAAACAUAUUUGUAAGUAGGAAAUAAAAAAAUCAUUAUACAUAUAUAUGUGCGUGCGUGUGUGUGUGUAUAAAUAUAGGCCUA
Molecule: messenger RNA, 548 nt
Organism: Anneissia japonica
Lineage: Eukaryota; Metazoa; Echinodermata; Crinoidea; Comatulida; Comatulidae
Product: inhibitor of nuclear factor kappa-B kinase subunit epsilon-like
Exons: 3
Coding region: 101-484 (127 amino acids)
Biological process (GO): peptidyl-serine phosphorylation
Cellular component (GO): cytoplasm
Molecular function (GO): protein serine/threonine kinase activity; ATP binding
Source: RefSeq, a predicted model, not a curated record